AUGACCCGCCGCCACCGUACCCAGUAGGCCCUCAUUUGACAGUGCCACUAGUUUAGUGAAGUGAGUGCGCGAGGAUUGAUUCAUCGCCAAGAGCAGUUAACGGGCCUUUCGUGUUUCAAUCUAAAAUAAUUCCUCCCUACCCCCCGACAACUUGUAAAUACUCGUCUACAUCCAAAUAAGCUUUAGAAAAAAAAAGCUCCUAAAAUUAAUAAUCGGUAAACUAGGGGGUUUGUUUCCGUGUUCGCGCUAACUCAACGAAAUAACAAAAAAAUGCUAGACGAAGAGCAUCCCGUCUACGGGCCUUUCUUUGGAGUUAUGGGCGUCGCCUCUGCCAUUAUUUUCUCCGCUCUCGGAGCGGCAUAUGGUACAGCAAAGUCUGGCACAGGUAUUGCAGCUAUGUCCGUAAUGAGGCCUGAGCUCAUCAUGAAAUCCAUCAUUCCCGUUGUCAUGGCGGGUAUCAUUGCCAUUUAUGGAUUAGUCGUAGCUGUACUCAUUGCUGGAUCUAUACAGCCACCUGACCAAUAUCCUCUGUACAAGGGUUUCGUUCAUCUGGGUGCUGGUCUGGCAGUCGGUUUCUCAGGGCUGGCAGCCGGCUUUGCGAUUGGCAUCGUGGGUGAUGCCGGUGUAAGAGGUACAGCCCAACAACCACGUCUUUUCGUUGGAAUGAUUCUGAUUCUCAUCUUCGCCGAGGUAUUGGGUCUCUAUGGUCUCAUCGUUGCCAUCUUCCUCUACGCCAAGAAUUAAACAAAUUCGGAAGAAAACAAAUUGCAAUUAAACGAAUUCACUGAAACAGUCGAGGCAGGAAUAACAAGAUACUAUUGCCUGCCAUUCAAGAACAAAAUUGAUAUAAAAAAAAAACCAACGCUCCCUAAAGAAACUAAAUAAAUAUUGCAACAUAUUUCGACGUUUUACUUAAAAGAAGUCACAUUUCUGCAUAUUGUACCCACCAUCAAGCAUCACAGAACCUUGUAAUCUCAUCAUUGUUAAAUAUCAAGAUUAAUUUGAAAAUUUUAAAGACAAAACUAACGAAACAAAAAACGUGACAGACAACAAUUUGAAUCCUGUUUCUCCCAUAACAAAAAUGUGCGUGCAACAGUCGGCUGUAAUUGAGCUAUGGAUAAUGAAAAAUAGUGCGAGAUGAUUGAAAAUAAUUCACAACAGUAUGCAAACACGAAUGAGCAGAGAUGUACAUAGCGAGAAUGAAGGCACACAAACCAUGAAAAAAAAAACACUAUUCUUGAUUUUCCACGCCGAAGACAAACCUUUCUCUUUCAUUGUAUAGUAAUCAUUUUAUAGUAUAGUUUGACAUUGAAUUAUCAAUUAAAUUAAUCGGCUCUACUCAGUGUAUAAAGAUUAUAAAAAAAAAUGAAUGAAAAUACCAUUAAAAAUGCGGUUCUAUUCAUUAACGAGAAAUACUUAGCACAAUUACUGUAUUAUGCAAAAAAAUCAGUGGGAAAUAAUAAUAAGCGGCGUAUGGUGUUCUGUGGAUCAAUGUGAGCGAUGAAAAAUCAUUUUUAAAUUUGAUGUCACCAUAAAAGUGAGAAUAACGCGUUGAACUGGACGCGAACAAACGACAUUUCAGAAUCAGAUGAAAAUUCUCCAUCAGCAUAAUAACAUUUGUACAUUAAAAAAGUUCUGUUUUGAAUUUUUGGAAUUAAUUAUUAAUUAUCGAACGCCUACGCAUCAAUGCGCAAGGGAGGAAUGCAUCGUGAGGAAUGGAUUUCUGAUAGCGGGAACUUUGCGUAUGAACUGAUCCGGAAAUUUUAAUGAAUUGAAAAAAAUAUAUAAGAUUGAUACUCGAUAGUAUUAAGUCAAUUUCAUUGGGGGCUGCUUGAACUUGAUUGCAUUAACGACGAAAUUUUUCAAUGAAUCUUCACGAGAAGUCGACUCUCUUGGAAAUAAAAAAAAAGAGUAAUGACGAAUGUUCGGUGAUUCAUAGAAGCUAAAUAGUCGUAAAAGCCAAGAAUUGUUGCAAUGGCCAGCAUCAAUUCUGCUCACCAUCCACAAAUAUCCAGGAAUGUAAAGAUAAUAAUUAAACACACGUGAUGAUGCGCCAGAAGAUGAACCAAUGGCACAUUAAUAUCGAAAUUGAGGUGUAUGAGGCCCUGAGAAUGGCCUCGUGAGGCGAAUAAAUGUUAAAAUGAAAUAAUAAUGAAAAACAAAAUGUAACAAUUUGUACAUUCCAUAAUAAGUUCGUUGAGUCCAUGGUGGCGGGUACGCAGGGAAUUGUUUCAGUAAUACCAAAAAUGAAGAUUUACCCUGGGUCCACAGGGCUAAUUGCCUGGGAGCUGGCAAUUGGCUUUGUCUGACUCCAGUAUCCUCGGGAAAAAAAAACAAAUAACCCAAUGGAAAACAAACAUAACCAUUGAGGACAGUCUCACGAGAUUGAAUGAAUCGAUUGAAAGAAUCACCUGUUAACUCGUUUACCGUGUUUUAUUGACUGUGGCAGUAUCUCCUUGUAUUACCUGAUAACAAAAACAUCGAGCUCAACGUAUAGAGGCAUUUCCGGGCGAGGGAGGGGAUUUCUCUUUGCUUCUCAAUUCGAGAAUAACACUAUUUCGAUUAGAUAGAUGUUCAUUACUUCUGUUUGAUUAUGAUGAAUGGAACGGGAUAAUUAAUUAUCUCGAGUGAAUGCAUAUCACAGUGUUUGCAAAGUUCUCGCUUGAAAAUGCAACUAUAUUGGGGACAGACUGGAACGAAAUAAAUCGUAAUGUGAAACAUUUAAGAAAAUAAACGCUCUUUCGAACAUUCUCGCGGCGGCGGAUCAACAUUCGGUUGGAGGGAAGAAUAUAUGGGAUUUAUUUGACUAGAAAUGGCAAUGAAGAUGAAGACUAAAAUCACAGGGAAAUACAGUUUUUUUUUAAUUGAGAACAUCCAGAAGAUAAUUUUCUGCGCCGAAAUGAGAGUAGUUCCCUCGUCCGAUCGAUUCACAAAAAAAACGUAGAAACAACGCAGAUCAUGUCACAAUCCAGACGAUUUCCUCUCUCCCCCCUUUAACCGUUCAAAAUGUCAAUGAGAAAUAAUGCUAUACGAAACUAUUGUAUUCGCUGAUGAGAUAACGCUGGGAGGGAAUUAAAAAAAACAUUUUAUCAGUUGCAAUAGUACGCGUGUUAUGUACAUACCACCAUUGAUGCUUGAAGCUAUAAUUGCACGUAUUAAGGUAGACUAGAAUGCGGUAUUAUUGUACCAAAUUUGCGUAGUUGUGUGAAAGAUUUAAAUCCAAAUAACUAUGAAAAAAAUUGACUAAUGGAGUAAUUAUCUGAAAUUGUGAAUGAGAGAGUGAUGAGAGUGAGCGAUAGAGCGUGAUUUAAGAUGAGAAAUAAUUAACGAUUUCGUAGAUGAAUAUAAAUGAGGAAGCACUGGUAUAGAGGGAGGAGAGAAACGCCGUCGCCACCCCCCCCUUUUUAAAAUGAAAAAGAAAAAAAAUACUAUCUUCCAGUGUUACUUGUAGAUUCAUUGUUGAGCGCUGAAAGUGAUACUGAUCAAUAAUUAUUUAUGUUAUAUGAUUCGUCCUCGAUGUUACAGAAAACAAAAAACCGUGUUUAAUAAAAAUUCAAUUUGGACAA
Molecule: messenger RNA, 3566 nt
Organism: Diachasmimorpha longicaudata
Lineage: Eukaryota; Metazoa; Arthropoda; Insecta; Hymenoptera; Braconidae
Gene: Vha16
Product: V-type proton ATPase 16 kDa proteolipid subunit c
Exons: 3
Coding region: 271-744 (157 amino acids)
Biological process (GO): proton transmembrane transport
Cellular component (GO): membrane; proton-transporting V-type ATPase, V0 domain
Molecular function (GO): proton-transporting ATPase activity, rotational mechanism
Source: RefSeq, a predicted model, not a curated record